AGCCGCGGGCGAAAACGCUAUUCCAUAGUUAUAGCCUUGUUAACUGCUCCAUAUACAUCCUAGGAAUAGAAUUGUACUUAUAUGUGCGGGGCAUGCAGUCAAAACCGUUGAUUGUGGGGGUUAUGUCAAUCUCCUCUGGAGGCACCAUGGCUUUGAAGAUGAAGUGCGUGAAGUGAAGUAGAUAAAGGGCUCUAUGGGCCAAAGCCUCACCGAGACACGCAAGUGUAAGGGUGGUUUCCACACUACUGAAGAACGAAGAAACGUUAUCAGCAUGAUGGCCCAAACACAUAAGCAGAAUGACUAAAGAGGAAACUUCUGAGGUGGAAGAGGCCCAGCCGGCCUCUGAGUUCAUCAGCCCUGCUCACGAACCCCGCAAGAAACCCAUAGUGCAUCCAUCUGCACAGGCUCCACUGCCCAAGGACUACGCGUUUACCUUCUUUGAUCCAAAUGAUCCGGCCUGCAUGGAGAUUCUGACAGACCCUCGGACCACAAUCCCAGAACUGUUCGCCAUUAUCCGCCAAUGGGUUCCACAAGUUCAACACAAGAUUGACGUCAUAGGCAAUGAGAUAUUAAAGCGAGGUUGCCAUGUGAAUGACCGUGACGGCCUGACGGAUAUGACUCUUCUCCACUACUGCUGCAAAGCAGGAGCUCAUGGAGUGGGUGAUCCUCAGGCAGCUCUCCGGCUGUCCAGUCAGCUGAUAGCUCUGGGAGCUGAUGUGAGUCUACGCAGUCGUUGGACCAACAUGAAUGCCCUCCAUUAUGCGGCUUACUUCGAUGUGCCAGAACUGAUUCGUGUUCUGCUCAAAGCCUCCAAGCCUAAGGUGCUUAACUCCACCUGCAGUGACUUUUAUCAUGGCACAGCCCUGCACAUCGCCGCCUCCAACCUCUGUCUGGGUGCUGUCAAGUGUCUGCUGGAGCAUGGAGCCAACCCUACUGUCAGAAAUGAUAAGGGUCAAGGCCCUGCUGAGGUUGUUCCUGACCCCAUGGACAUGAGUCUAGAUAAAGCAGAGGCCGCCAUGGUGGCUAAAGAGCUGAAACAGUUGCUGCUGGAUGCAGUGCCGCUCAGCUGUAACCUGCCCCGUGCCACCCUGCCCAACUAUGACAACAUCCCCGGCAACCUCAUGCUUUCCUCCCUGGGCCUCAAACUAGGGGACCGUGUGGUGCUGGAUGACACAAAGGCUGGCACCCUCCGUUUCUGCGGGACCACUGAGUUUGCUAGUGGGCAGUGGGUUGGUAUUGAGCUGGACGAGCCAGAGGGCAAGAACGACGGGAGUGUGGGUGGGAUCCGCUAUUUUAUUUGCCCCCCAAAACAAGGCAUCUUCGCCCCUGUGUCAAAAAUCAGCAAAGCGCUUGAGCAGACCCCCUCUUCAGUCACCUCCACGCCAAAAACCCCUCGCAUGGAUUUGUCUCGUGUAACCGGCAAGAAUAAAAAAGAGAAAAAAGAGAAAGAUAAGACUCCAAGAAAGAAGUCUUUGCCCGGGGUCAGUUUGGAUCCUGAUGGAGUCAAGGUUGAGGUUGGGGAUCAGGUGUUGGUGGCAGGCCAAAAGCAAGGGAUUGUCCGCUUUUUUGGCAAGACAGACUUUGCUCCUGGAUAUUGGUUUGGUGUGGAGUUGGAACAGCCCACUGGAAAGCACGAUGGCAGUGUAUUUGGAGUGCGUUACUUCCACUGUCUGCCCAAAUAUGGGGUUUUUGCACCACCAUCCCGUGUUCAGAGAAUUGCAGGGCCCAAAGACCCUCAGGGUGAUGGGACACUAGUGAAGAAAGUCCACCAGGUGACGAUGUCCCAGCCGAAGCGUAAUUUUAAUGCGAUCCGUUCUCCAAAAGACAUAACAUCUGAAAGUUCCAUAUCCAGCAGGUUGCUGUUCUGUUGCUGGUUUCCCUGGAUGCUCCGUGCUGAGAUGCAGUCCUAAAUCCGCUGGUUACAUCUUUAAUUCUAUCUCCCCCUCUUUUUCUGUUCCUCCUCAAGAUAAAUCUCACCCACUCGGUGUAUUUCCAUUAUUCGUAUGUGCUUCUCUUUGUGAACUACCCAGACUGCUGUCCCGCCCCUUUGACAGUAACUCAAUAGCAAAAAAAUAGUGCCUUGUCAAGUAACUAACAACCUGCAUUCCGAUGAUUGAAUUAUAGACAAACAAUCUUUUAUGAAAUCAAAAUAAGGGAAAAUCAUUCCUACUUAAAAGCCAUUCAUAUCUCUCUUUUUUUUUUUUUUUGCUAAACCACUGUGGGUAGAUUAAUGGCAGUAUUCAAGCUAGAUAAUACAGUCAUAAUCCACAAGCAAAUAGGCUUGUGCAUAAAUUUUUAUUUAUAAAGGUGCUUUUUUGUUUUGUUUGUAAACAUGCUGCUGCAUUAUGCACCUUUGCUGUCUUAAGUUACAGUAUUUUAUAGCAUACAGACUUAGAUUUUUUAAGUUUCAAAUGCCUUUAAGUGAACUAGUAGGUGACGUUAUUAGUAAACAUAAAAUGUUUCAUUGUAACUGUAGUCUGAAAAUACUGAUGCUGCCAAGAGGGGUCAUCUACAGUGAAACUGUAAGCAUAUAGCUUAAAAGAUAUUAAUAUGUUGCAUGAAAUAAGCAGCCAUGUGCACGUUUUUAGGUCAUAAAUUGAUCUGAAAUGAGGCGAGAGGCCUGCUUUAGAUAUUAUAAGCUAACAAAUCACAUUUAAUUUAAUUAAAAUCGACCAAAGCUCAAGCUCCAUGAUAUAGCAAAAGCUAAAUAAUCUCUUUCUUCAGAAUAAUGUACUAAGAACCACAUCAAUAAUACAACUCUUAAAAGGAGGCAUGUUCAUUCUUGACCUUUCAUAAAAACGAGGUGAUAAUAAGCAUUUUUUGUUUAUUUUAUAAACCUAAAUAUCCAUAAGGAUUACAAUCAUGUUUCUCUUACCAAAAAAAUAAUAAAAUAAAAUUAUUAAAACAAAUUAUAGUUCAUCUAGUAUAGUUUAAUGUGAAGUACAGUUUAUAUUUUAACAUAAAUCCUCAUCUAUUGUCUACAGUCUACUGUAUAAAAGUUGUUAGGCCAGACUACCUAUUCCUUCGCUUUCAUUUUUCACUCGGAUCAGUUUUGUAAAUGCUGUUCUUUAAAGUACUGAUUGUGAAAACUUUAUGUGCUUAUGAUAUUGUAAUCAAGUGUGUGGGUAACAGCAAUAUUUACUCCGUGUGAACAUGCUAUAUGAAUAUGGAUAGAAACUAUUUCUACUUUAUUACCACCUAUGGAAGCACAGCAUGAGUAAAAGUGUCUGUCCCUAAUAGAGCUGGGAUCAAUUAACAAUAGGUGAAAUCACUACAGUGAUCCCAGAGUGGAUAGAUUUUAUUAAGGAGAGAAUGAUGAAAACAACAGCUUGGCUUGUG
Molecule: messenger RNA, 3339 nt
Organism: Carassius auratus (goldfish)
Lineage: Eukaryota; Metazoa; Chordata; Actinopteri; Cypriniformes; Cyprinidae
Product: CAP-Gly domain-containing linker protein 3-like
Exons: 14
Coding region: 297-1910 (537 amino acids)
Biological process (GO): cytoplasmic microtubule organization
Cellular component (GO): nucleus; cell cortex; microtubule plus-end
Molecular function (GO): microtubule plus-end binding
Source: RefSeq, a predicted model, not a curated record